Fraxinus pennsylvanica is the source of this 888-nucleotide messenger RNA. The record is from the annotation of a GenBank genome assembly. NCBI's taxonomy places the organism in Eukaryota, Viridiplantae, Streptophyta, Magnoliopsida, Lamiales, Oleaceae.
AUGGGGCUCAAGGAUCUUCGUCUUAAGCUCAAGGCAACUAGGCUAAGAAGAUUUCUCAUUGGUAAUGGAGGAAGUAAAGAAAGAAAAUCAGAUAAUGGAGAAGUUAGGCCUCCAUGGAUGAUGCGUGUAUCACAUGGAUAUCGUGUUGUUGAAGAUAGAUCAUGGACAUGGGGUGGUACACCGAGUCGUAGCGUGACAAAAUUUGACUCAGUCGUGGUCCAAAGAGAACAGAUAGAACAGUGUGAAUUGUGGCUCUUUGGAGUUUUCGAAGAAGGUAUUAGCGACGGGGUUCUCGACUACAUGAAAACAAAUUUCUUUAACAAGAAGCUCAAAGAGUUAAAUCUGUGGAAAAGGAGCAAGGAAGCAAUGAGAAGGGCACAUCUGAGUGCAAGAGCACAGAUGAGAGACAGACAGAAGCCAGCGGCUGGGGCGGCCGGGGCAGAGGCACAGAAGCCGGGCUCGGCUUCAGCUAUUGUGAUCAAUGGGGAGAAGCUUGUGACUGCAAACAUGGGGGAGUACAGAGCUAUUGUAUGUAGAGACGGGAAGGCUUAUCAAAUUAGCAGAAAGCAGCAACAUUCUACCAGAAAACACUGGUCUCGGAAGCUCAUUCCAGGUGCUCUACGUAUGCCUAAAGUAUGCGUAAGUGGUGGGGGAACAAGGAACUCAAAAAGCUCAGAAUUAGUUGUUGGGUCUGAAAGGAUAGAUUCUGAAACUGAAUUUGUUAUCCUAGCAAGUACUGGCAUUUGGGAGGUUAUGAAGAACCAAGAGGCUGUAAAUCUGAUUAGCCACAUAGAAGACCCUCAAGAAGCUGCAGAAUGCUUAGCAAAUGAGGCUUUGACAAGAAUGAGCAAGACCACUAUCUCUUGCUUAAUCAUCCGCUUUGACUGA